Tripterygium wilfordii is the source of this 1043-nucleotide messenger RNA. Its product is annotated as transmembrane protein 147. Lineage: Eukaryota; Viridiplantae; Streptophyta; Magnoliopsida; Celastrales; Celastraceae. The transcript has 7 exons. The coding region runs from base 63 to 749 and encodes 228 amino acids. The record is from RefSeq and is a predicted model, not a curated record.
CGGCAAACUGCGAGCAAGUGAAAAUCUGGAGCUUGCGUGGUGGGGAAAGAGAGAAUUGAAGGAUGACUGUGUUCCACUUCUUCAACUGUGCGAUUCUCACCUUCGGCCCUCACGCCGUCUACUACUCCGCCACACCCUUAUCCGAGUAUGAUACACUUGGGACGUGCAUUAAAGCUGCUCUUGUUUACCUUGGGACAGCUUUGGUAAAGCUAGUUUGCCUGGCAACCUUUCUUAAGGUCUCUGAGAAUGAGAGCUUUGAUCCUUAUCAGGAAUUAUUGAAAGCUUUGAUUGGUUUUGUCGAUGUUGCUGGGCUUUACUUUGCUUUAACACAGUUGACUCACAGGAACAUAUCCCAAAAUCAUAAAUUUCAAGCGGUUGGACUUGGGUGGGCUUUCGCUGAUUCUGUUCUGCAUAGACUGGCACCAUUGUGGGUGGGUGCCAGAGGACUAGAAUUCACUUGGGAUUACAUUCUGCAAGGCCUCGAAGCAAAUGCAAACCUUGUGCUGAGUAUAUCACUUGCUGCUUUGGGAUCUUUAAUGUGGCUUCGCAAAAAUAAACCCAAGACUUUGAUCCCCAUAAUAUACUUAUGUGCAGGGAUUGUGGCAACAAUGCCAUCCAUCACAAGCUAUCUGAGGCGAGGCUUGGGGUGGCACCUUCCAAAGGUGGUAGGCUUUGAACUGUUCACUUCCUUGGUGAUGGCGUUUAUUAGUUGGCAACUUUUUGCUGCAUGUCAGAGACCUUCUGCCUGAGAAAAGACGCGUUAGUGCAAAUGCCAGACAAAUGACUGAAGGAAGCUUGCGAAGUCCCUAGAGCUUUGUGAUCUGUUUCAUACCAAUUUUAGUUUCCAUUGUUUUGUUUUUCUCUUUCUUCUAAUUUAAAUCUUAGGUUCCAUUGACUAUAGAAAUAGAAAAUGUCUUAACUUUUGUCCAAGGCUCCCAGACAAUCACAAACCUUGACGGUUUAUACCGGGUGAUGCAACUCAAGAAAUAUUGUUGUCUUCAUAGAGAAUUUGAAAGGAGUUUCAAUGGAUAUGGUUAUGUCGA